AUGGCCACCAUCAGUCUUGAGGAGCUCCACGCUUACCACAGUAUUGAUCGAGAAAUGUUUUCUCGAUUGGUAAUAAAUCUGAGGCGAGACCCAGGUGAAAGUUUGCUAGUGAUGGCCACAUGGUUAUGGCUAGAAGAAAGAGGUUUCCCCAAUAUUGUUUUCAAGAUGUUGAAACUUUCAGAUCGUAUGGUGGAUGUACUUGCUGAUGAAGCUGUUUCAUGUUUUAAAUGUCUUGAAUCAAACAGUCCUAGUUCAUCUAUGUUAGCAAACGGUGGCAUUAUUCUAUUUACAUCAAGAUUAAUGGAGAAACCGAUUUCUUUGCAAAUGUUUCUCCAAAAUAGAUUCACUGCAAUAAGUGGAAUAAAGAAUUAUCUUAUCACAGUUUGUGCUCGUGUUUUCACUGACAUUCUUCAGGCUGUAUUGGGUACCACCCCAUUACAGGCAAUUCGAAACCAGUCUCUUGUGAUACCGGGUUUCCCUCAUCCAUUAUUUGGUGGUGUGGCUGUUGUGCCAGGAGCAAUGGAUAUUGAUUUUCCUGCAGGAGGAUUAUGGGUUUGGAACCCACCAAAUAAUGUUUCUGAAGAUGAAAGAACCAUGUUUCUGACUUUCUCAAGGGGCUUUCCUGUAUCAGAAUAUGAAGUUAGAGAGCUUUUUACAAGUAUGUGUGGCGAUUGUGUUGAUACCGUGUACAUGCAGGAGAAUUCUUUCUCAUCUUAUGAAGAUCAGCCAUUGUUUGCUCGUCUGGUUUUGAAAUCUGUCGACACUGUUGAUCAAAUUCUGAAUGGGAAACGCAUAGCCAAGUUUCGAAUCAAUGGCAAACACAUCUGGGCUCGAAAAUAUGAACGUAGAGAGUGAUUCAUGUCAUC
Mangifera indica (mango) is the source of this 866-nucleotide messenger RNA. RefSeq lists its product as uncharacterized. Bases 1 to 855 code for a protein of 284 amino acids. Lineage: Eukaryota; Viridiplantae; Streptophyta; Magnoliopsida; Sapindales; Anacardiaceae. The transcript has a single exon. The record is from RefSeq and is a predicted model, not a curated record.